AUGAACGGUUUACGUACCGCGCUAGUACUAGCGGGUUUUCUUGUGCUUACCGGAUCUGUGAGGGUGGGAUCCAAGAGGAAAGGCGCAAAUUCAGACCAAACCCCGGCGGCGAGUUACUGGUCCAGCGACAUAUCCGCCUCCCUGCCGCCUGAUUCGGCGUUCUACACGACAUCCCAGGGCCUGGCGCAGACCCACCCCGGCCAGAAGGGCCCCGCGGGGCCCUCGUCCAAGCGGCUGGGCGCCGGUUCGAAGGUGCCGGUCAAGCACCUGGACUACCGGCUCUCCUCCACCGACGAGCUGAGGAAGAACCCCUCGCUGUCGGCCCCCGACGAGUGCGCGCGUGCCUGCCGGGAAGGGGAGCCCCCCAAGAUUUGUUACUACCACUUCACGUUGGAAUUGUACACCGUACUCGGCGCAGCUUGCCAAGUGUGCACCCCCAACGCCACGAACACGGUCUGGUCGAAUUGCCAGUGCGUUUUGGCCGAUGGGGUGGAAAGGGGCAUUUUGACGGCCAACCGGAUGAUUCCGGGACCCAGUAUACAAGUGUGCGAGGGCGAUAAGGUCGUCAUCGACGUGGAGAAUCACAUCGAAGGCAUGGAAGUGACCAUCCAUUGGCACGGAAUCUGGCAGAGGGGCAGCCAAUAUUACGACGGGGUACCUUUCGUCACGCAGUGCCCCAUUCAACAGGGUAACACCUUCAGAUAUCAAUGGGUAGCAGGAAACGCCGGUACUCAUUUCUGGCAUGCUCACACCGGUUUACAGAAGAUGGACGGUCUUUAUGGAAGUAUUGCCGUUCGACAGCCGCCCUCCAAGGACCCCAACAGCUACCUCUAUGACUACGAUCUCACCACUCACGUCAUGUUGCUCAGCGAUUGGAUGCACGAAGACGCUUCCGAGAGAUUCCCGGGAAGAUUGGCGGUUAACACAGGUCAGGACCCCGAAAGCAUCCUGAUCAACGGCAAAGGACAAUUCAGGGACCCGAACACCGGAUUCAUGACCAACACCCCAUUAGAAGUGUUCACAAUCACGCCCGGAAAGAAAUACCGAUUCCGUAUGAUCAAUUCAUUAGCGUCCGUUUGUCCAGCCCAGAUCACCAUCCAAGGACACGAUUUGACAUUGAUUGCCACCGACGGGGAACCAGUCCAUCCCGUCAAAGUCAACACGAUCAUAUCCUUCUCCGGAGAAAGAUACGACUUCGUUAUCAACGCUAAUAGUGCACCUGGAGCUUAUUGGAUCCAACUCAGAGCGCUGGGAGAAUGCGGUAUCAGGAGAGUUCAGCAAUUGGGUAUCCUGCGAUACGCCAGGGGUCCUUACCAACCCAGCUCGAAUCCGCCUCAAUACGAUUUCGGUUUACCCCAAGGAGUGGUGCUGAAUCCGCUGGACGCGAGGUGUAACGAAGUCAGGACGGACGCCAUUUGCGUGAAUCAAUUGAAAAACGCCAAGGAAAUCGACAGGGGGAUAUUGCAGGAACGCCCGGACGUCAAGAUUUUCCUGCCCUUCAGGUUCCACGUUUACACGCCCGAGGAUUUGUUCCAGCCCAACACUUACAACAGGCAUUUAGUGGCGCCUAACGGAGAUCACGUCAUCAGUUUAAUCGACGAAAUAUCUUACAUGUCCCCGCCGGCCCCUCUGACGUCCCAAUACGACGAUAUCGAUCCUGAUCAAUUCUGCAACGGCGACAACAGACCGCCGAAUUGCGGUGCGAAUUGCAUGUGCACCCACAAAGUGGACAUACCGCUGAACGCCAUCGUCGAAGUGGUUCUAGUCGAUGAAGUUCAACAGCCGAAUUUGAGCCAUCCGUUCCAUCUGCACGGUUACUCCUUCAACGUGAUCGGUAUCGGCCGAUCGCCGGACAGAAACGUGAAGAAAAUCAACCUGAAGCACGCGUUGGACCUGGACAGGCAAGGCCUGUUGCACAGGCAGUUCAACCUGCCCCCCGGCAAGGACACCAUCGCCGUGCCCAACAACGGUUACGUCGUGCUGAGAUUCCGGGCGGACAAUCCGGGUUUCUGGUUAUUCCACUGUCACUUCUUGUUCCACAUCGUCAUCGGAAUGAACCUGGUGUUCCAAGUCGGCUCCAACGCCAAUCUGCCGCCGGUGCCGCCCAAUUUCCCCACCUGCGGCGACCACAAACCCCCUAUAACGAAUACCAUAGACGGCCACUAUUACAGUUUGAAAUGA
Molecule: messenger RNA, 2181 nt
Organism: Phyllotreta striolata
Lineage: Eukaryota; Metazoa; Arthropoda; Insecta; Coleoptera; Chrysomelidae
Source: the annotation of a GenBank genome assembly